UCCAGUACAAGACAUACACCUUUUGAAUUAACAUCUAGAGCAUGAAUUGCAAAAAUACCGUACCAGUGAAAUGGAAUUCCGAUACAAGUUAUGCAUUAGGACCUUAUAAAAUCUUGUCUCGAGUUAUUGGAAUAUGGCCACUUGAUCGUUUCAAAAAUAUUACUGUUCUACAAGUUUCUUUUAAUUCUCUGUUGCAGUUUUUAGUUAUAAUUAUAUUUAUUCACGAACUCAUUGUAAAAGGCAAUUGCAGUGUCAUUACUGAUAUAGUGGAUGCAUUAAGUUUGAUUGUGACUAGUACCUUAUCUAUCUUUAAAAUUAUUUUACCUCUUGUCUACAAAAAUAGGAUGUAUCUUAUUGUUAAUUCAGCAAUUGAAGAUUGGGCAAAUAUUCGCAAUAAACAGUCAAGAGUAAUAAUGUUAAAAUUUGCUUUUGUUGGCAGAAUUGUUUGUAUCGUUCAAAUGGUUGGUGCUUACAUGACAAUGAUUCCUCUUAUAUUUGGUAAUCCACCAUCAUUUCAUCAAUUUUCUUUUGAUAAGUUCAAAGACAAUUCCACUCUAUUACGAAACAUUCCAAUUGGCCCAAAUUGUUGGGUACCAACGAGCAUGUCAAUGUUCAUGUACAUUGCUUAUUAUGGCCUCAUUACUGUGCAUUUAUUUAUUUUAUGUACAUCUUAUAUUGGUGGUGACGUUUACAUAUUCGGAAUCGCAAUGCACGUUUGUGGACAACUACAACUUCUGUAUAAUGAAAUGGAAAAUCUUAGUGGAAAAACGAAUUUUUUUAGUCUCCGAAAACAAAUUAGUCACUUAUCACAGAGACAUAGUUUUUUACUGCAAUUAUCAAAUGAAUUCGAAAAAACGUUUAAUUUCAUUAUAUUACUGCAAGUUGCUGCUAAUACCUUUCUCAUCAGUAUAUCAGGUAUUCUUUUAUUGUGGAGCCUGAAAACCGGAGAUAAUAAAAUAAUCAUUUCUACACUCAUUCGGAUUUAUCUUCUAUAUUUUCAACUUUAUAUAUACAGUUAUAUCGGUGAAGCAUUGUCAACACAAACCAAAAAGUUACAAGUAGCAUUAUAUAACAGUACCUGGUAUGAAAUGUCACCAUUUAUAGCUAAAGAUUUGAUGUUUAUAAUAAUGAGAACCAGUUAUCCAUUUCAUUUAACAGCAGGAAAAAUUUAUGACAUGAAUACCGCAAAUUUCAAAGAUCUUGUGAAAAUGAUGUUCUCAUAUUUCUCCGUUCUACGGCUAAUGUUUAUAGAGUAA
This is a messenger RNA of Microplitis demolitor, 1256 nucleotides long. RefSeq lists its product as uncharacterized. The record is from RefSeq and is a predicted model, not a curated record. Lineage: Eukaryota; Metazoa; Arthropoda; Insecta; Hymenoptera; Braconidae. Gene Ontology annotation, cellular component: plasma membrane. Gene Ontology annotation, molecular function: odorant binding; olfactory receptor activity. The transcript has 3 exons. Gene Ontology annotation, biological process: detection of chemical stimulus involved in sensory perception of smell; sensory perception of smell. Bases 42 to 1256 code for a protein of 404 amino acids.